AUGAUGAUCCGAGCCGCGCUGUUUGCUCCAUUGUAUCUCCGGGUUUGCAGCCGCCACUGCGAUUCUUCCAGAAUGGGCCGAGCUCCAAUUCUGUACAUGAAGGAAAUCUCCUAUCCGAUUCUGGCGGUGUUUGGGAUGCCCACGAACGUGGUGACGGCUGCGAUCCUGUACCGGGGAAAGUGCGGUCUCUCCAGAGGAAUCACGCGUUACAUGGUGGCGAUGGCGAUCUCCGACCUGCAGGUGCUCAUUUUUCACGUGUUGCUCCGAGAAAUCUACCUUUACUAUCACCCUAACUCCUUCCUCUCCCACAGCACAGUGUGUCCUUCAUAUAUACACUUGCGGGCACUCACUCUGGACUACUCCGUCUGGUUAACCGUGUCCUUCACCUUUGACCGCUUUGUUAGCAUUUGCUGUCCGAAGCUGAGACUCAGAUAUUGCACGGAUAGGACGGCCGCCGUGGUUAUUGUGUCCUUGUGCGCGCUGAGCUGCUUAAAGUACAUCCCCUUUCAGUUCAUGUACGAGCCUCGUUACAUCAUGGAUAAUGUUAAAUGGGGGUGCCGGCCCAAAGCCGCCUACUUCACCUCCACCUGGUGGAAGGCUUUCACCUGGAUGUGCAGCAUCUCUCUCUCCUUACUCCCCUUCGGUGUCAUUCUGCUCCUGAACGGGCUGACGGUCAGUAACAUCCUGGCGGCCAGCAGGGUCCGCCGGCGCCUGAAGGGGCAGGAUGGCAAGGACAGUGAGACGGAGAGUCGGCGCAAGUCCAUCGUCUUACUCUUCACCGUGUCCGCUAUUUCCAUCCUACUCUGGACGACGGCAACAGUGACGUUUAUCUGCACUCGAGUCACAGUCAAUUUUGUGGGCAAGGAUCUGACAAACCCCUCUGCCGUCGCGAAUGAGGUGGGCAUUCUGCUCAUCCGCGUCAGCGCAGGCGCCAACACGUGUAUCUACGCAAUGACCCAAAGCAAGUUCAGACAGGAGUUUAAGAACGGGAUUAAAAGUCUCGCUCGGUUUAUCAUUAGACCUAUCAAACUAGCGCGGCAGUCGGUCUAG
This is a messenger RNA of Pristis pectinata (smalltooth sawfish), 1050 nucleotides long. Its product is annotated as probable G-protein coupled receptor 139. Gene Ontology annotation, biological process: G protein-coupled receptor signaling pathway. The record is from RefSeq and is a predicted model, not a curated record. The transcript is spliced from 2 exons. The coding region runs from base 1 to 1050 and encodes 349 amino acids. Gene Ontology annotation, molecular function: G protein-coupled receptor activity. Lineage: Eukaryota; Metazoa; Chordata; Chondrichthyes; Rhinopristiformes; Pristidae. Gene Ontology annotation, cellular component: membrane.